AUGGAGAAUUCUUACAAGGCUAAUGGAAAUGGAUCAACUGAAAAUGGAUACUCUACUGCUAGGCGCACACACUCUUAUCAUUCCUCAUUAAAGGGUUCGUUACCGUGGUUGGAUAUACGGGUGUUUUAUGUAAGAGUUUGCAAGUGUGAGUUUGAUAAUACCACUCCUGAGGUACUCACUCUUAACCAUGUUCCUUUAAAUCCUGAUACCCUUCUUGAAAUUAAUGGUGUUCGAAGUAGUAUAUACUCUGAUGGGAUGUCAACCCUUCUCAAGAGGGAUAGAGUAGAUCGAAAAUCAGAAGAAGUUACAUUUGUAAGCACGGAUAGUAUAAGGAUGAGCGGUAGUGUGAAGUUUGAUGUGUUUGAUAAAGAUAAUCUGCUUCUUUUUGGUUCUUUAGAAUUAUGUAACAGCAAUGGUGUUGUUAAAGAAUCAAAUUCUAAUGGACAAGUUUGGAGUAUGAAGUGUGAGUCGAACAUAGUUCCUGGCACGAGGUUCUUUAAGGAGAAACAAUUGUUGUUGCCAGAAACAACCCUUCCAACAAUUGAGGUCUACAUUGCGGGGUCCUUCUCCGGUACUCCAAUCAUCUUAACAAAGACAUUGCAUCUUAGUUCUCAAAAGAGACAUUCAAGGAAAGGGAUGUUGAAUGCAAUUCCAGAGAAUGAUGCAAAUGAAAAUGGAAAGGAUCCUUCUUCUGCACUUGCUUUGCAGGGCCCAGAUUACAUGCAGGAUAAACAAGAGGACGAGGAUUAUCACAGCCUUUACACAAGAACAGCAUACGCUGACGGCGAAGAUGGCGAACUUUCAUGGUUUAACGCUGGUGUUAGGGUUGGCGUUGGUAUUGGACUCAGUGUUUGUCUUGGAAUUGGCAUUGGAGUCGGCAUAAUGGUUAAAACAUAUCAAGGUGCCACUGGCCAAUUCAGAAGACGGCUACUGUAA
Molecule: messenger RNA, 936 nt
Organism: Lathyrus sativus (Indian pea)
Lineage: Eukaryota; Viridiplantae; Streptophyta; Magnoliopsida; Fabales; Fabaceae
Source: the annotation of a GenBank genome assembly